This is a messenger RNA of Mya arenaria, 3376 nucleotides long. RefSeq lists its product as uncharacterized. NCBI's taxonomy places the organism in Eukaryota, Metazoa, Mollusca, Bivalvia, Myida, Myidae. The coding region runs from base 14 to 2995 and encodes 993 amino acids. The record is from RefSeq and is a predicted model, not a curated record. The transcript is spliced from 5 exons.
AGGCAUUUAAGAAAUGGGUUCAGCUGCAUCUGGGACAAAUGAUAGCGAAGAUAAUGGAAACAAAGUGACUGAGCAAGAGAUUGAAACGAAAUCAACGAAGCCAGAUCAUUCCGGGGAGGCGAUCUCCAUGAGCGCUCCAGCAGAUGCAUCUUGGCAAGGCGGUGGUGGGCAAAGAGAGGAACUUCUUGUCGCUGAAACAGAGGAGACAGCUGAUCCAGAAAACCAUGCCACGUAUCAGCGACUAAAGACAGACAAGAGUGCUGACCUUCAUAUAUUAAAUACAAGGUUCAAUGCUAAUGAACGCAAAAGCAAAUCCCAAAAAAGAAACGACGAGCCAGUUGGUGCAAUAUUGAACAACACUUUUGCAAAAUUGCCUGCUAGGAUAGAUUCGGCUAACUUCCACCCACACACUGUUGUGAUGGAACGAGAGAAGUCGCUAGUCAACCCGCCGGCAGAUUUUAAACAUGACCACAAAAUUACUCUCGAUGAUAGUAAUGUUCUUUUUCAACCAGGAGAUCAUACUACUAAAAAUAAACACAACGUGCCUGAAAUAAGUUUAAAAGAGGAUGAUAAAACCUCUCCAUUUCUUCUAAAGGGCGACAACGAAAAAUGCAAACCACAGGCGAGGAAAUCCGCUGGGCUUUCUGCUGUUCAUUCGCUGGUUGUUCCCGAAAAUCUACGAGGAUUCCAAUCACCGGUCCCAUCAAAUGAAUCAAAAGAAGACGAUAGUGAUUUCGACCCACUAGAAGGUCUAGAUAUACCACGAGAAAGGGUUUGUUCGUUCGGCUCUGAGUCCAUAUAUUCGGUGAAAGAGAUAUCUGACAGUCUGUAUCAGCAGUAUCAAGCCGAGGUCAAGAAUCGUAUUCGUAGUUAUGGAUUCUUUGAAACGUUUCCAUCUCCAGAGGUCGUCCGUGAAGCGCAGACUGUUUACAGAAAUCUUGAUAUACCACCACCCGUGGACGAGGACGGUAACGUUCUGCCCCACCCACCAAAAUUCAAGAAAAAGGAGUACAUGGAAUCGGAACGUGAGUCAUUCGAUGACUUUAAACAACGUCUUGAACAGAUUCCAGACAAAGUUAAAGAUGGGCAUUUGAUCGACAUUGUAAACUUCAUCUGUGAGGGUCUAGAAAAUGAUAAAGAUAGACUGAUAAUCAUUAUUUCCUGGAUUGUAAAGGAGCAGUUGCAAGAUAAAGAAAGAGACACGGCUAGCAUUGGUGAAAGGAAAGAAUGUUGCAUCCUCUUUCGCACUAUGUGCAGAUACGCAAGAAUCAAAGCAAAACUAGUCGAAGGGUUUAUCCGUGACAACAGAUACGUCCCGGGAGAAGAUUUGAACAAGACUCGGGGUUCAUGGGUGGCGGUUCUGGUGAACUACACUUGGUUGCUGGUGGAUCCCGUCUUAGAUGCUACAGCUAAUGCAAAUGAACAUACUAAGGCUAACAGUAAGAUGAAAAGAGACCACGCAGACACUGACCCGUUUGAAGUUGUUCAGAAAGUGUUCCAAGACCCAGAAAGGUUCAUAUUUACGCAUUUUCCAGAUGAAGACUACUGGCAGUUGUUAGCAAGACCAGUUAGUCGCAGCGAGUUGACCGAGCUUUGUUUACUUAGGAGACUAUUCUUUGAUCUUGACAUGGAAUUGCUAAACUACAGUAAAUCAGUCCUAGUGCUAAAACAACCAGAAAUUACUAUUUCAUUGUCGUUUCCGGUUGACGAGCGUCUGCAAUUUAAAUGCAGACUUCUUCCCCACGACAAUUCAAUAAGUGCUGCCCGAAUGAAAACAUAUGUGUUUGUAGAAACGUUGCUCAAUGAGACAAAGGUGAACAUAAGAAUUCGCUUUCCGAAGAAAUGUUCAUACAUAUGUGAUUUAUUUGUUGCCAAGGACGAUUGUGUCUGGGAAGGUUUAAUGACAACACGUAUUGUUUAUGAAAACUCAGCAACCAUAGAUCCGUUUCCAGCCAAUCCAAGAGAAGAAUGGGGACCCGGUUUAGACUCACACAAACUUGGAUUGAAGCCGAAAACCCACCUUCGUGGUGAAAUACUAAUGCAAAAGGGAGUUGUACAGAUCGUGUUCGAAAACUCAAACAAGCUUCAGUUUGAUGCUGUUCUAUUUAGGGAAGACGCUAAAAUUAACCCUAAAAGCUUCAAAGUAAGUUUUCUUCGAGACAAGAAUAACGAAGUUGUGUUUAUUGUGGAGAUUGAGUUAAUGGUACAGGGACUAUUUACAUUACAACUUCUGGCUAGGGAAAAUCAUCAAGCUGAUUUUCAAAACGUUUGCAACUACAUGAUCCGAAAAGAAAGACCAUCACUUAUUCCAACAUUAAGCUUUGAAAGCAAAGACAAAGGAGUGGAAAAGGUGCUCAAAGCACCAGACACGGGCGUGUUACAAAUAAAGGUGGAUACAUCCGGGAUCAUUCAGCUAUCGGUCGAGUUUAAACUACAUGACAAACAAGAGCUGAAUUUCAGCGAACAUUCAAGACAUUGGCUGGAAGAGGACAUAGGGUAUAUUGAGCUGAAUUUUCCAAGGAGCGGCAAGUAUUCUUUAAAGGUCUACGGCCGGGCAAUGAACAAAGGAAAACUCGAGACUUUGAAGGAUGAAACGAUUAUUGCCGACAUACCGUCAAAUAAAUGGUCACCGUUUCCAAAGGAAGGCACAUUUUGGAAUUCGUGGUAUAAAAUUGAAGCUCCGCUGUCUCAUCACCUAGAGGAGAAGGAAGACUUGACGUUUACAGCGAACGUCCAGAAUGCCCACGACGUCGCUGUGUUGAGUGCAAGUGGCUGGUACCAUCUAGAUAGGGUUGAUAAAUCAUGGGCCUGGCAGGGUAAAGUGUGGACAGGCCCCAAGUCAACUAAAUGUCAAUUGCUAGCGCGAUUCGAAGUAGGAAACUCCAAAUGGUCGGAUCUCCUUUGGUUCAAAGUCAUAUCAGAGGACGAUUAUGAAAAGCUUGAGGAACGUCAAAAACGCGCGGUCGACGUCGCCAAGAGUGCAAAGACCGGAUAGCUUUACUGAGAGAAGAAAAUGAUGAGAAUAAUUGAAGCUAAAAUUGACAGAAAGUUCUUUACUUCAUUUUAUUCUUGUAUGUAUAGCCUUAUUCUGACUGGAUAAUGACAGGUUACGAACCAUGUAUACGUGUCCUUAUACGUGUAGUUACACGUACGUGUCAAAGUUACAUUUGGGGUUUUAAAUCGUUUGAGAAAUUUCACUUCGAAGUUGUACUGGACGGAUAGCUGAUGCUUGCAUCAUCACAUUGCCCAUGCUAUUGUAUAUGCCAUUCUUAACCUGUUCAAUGGACACAAACUUUAAUGACGUAGUGCACAAAAAGUAGUCCAAAUGUACACAUACCCCUACAAGUGGUGUUUCGCAACUCUCUAUUUUGUCCAA